AAAAAAAAAAAAACUUAGCAAUGCCCACCACCACCAACCUAAACUAACGACGUCGUCUUGAGCUGGCAAGCGUUCUUCUUCAGCGUUCGUUCUGGUUCUGGUUCAGGGCAGGUAGCUAAAGCUCUUCUUCUCCCCCAUAUUAGCUGAAGGCUGAAAGCUCAGGGGAUACCAUUUCCAAGGGAAGCCAACAAACCAGUCCCUUCCUAGAACUCCAAUCAAAUCCUACGGGUAAAAAGUAUGGAUUCCGAUACACCUGAUUCCCAAACCGUAACCACCGAAACACCUCAUCCCCAAACCGUAACCACCGAAACACCUGAUUCCCAAACCGUAACCACCGAGACACCUGAUCCCCAAACCGUAACGACUGACCUGGAAACCCUAACCCUCUCCAACGAUCCAUUGACGGACCAGUUCGGUUCCCUCAAUGACGUGGCCCAUGAGCUCGCCUCCCUCCAGGACCUUGCCACGCGCGGCUCAUGGCGCUCCAUCCUCGACAAGGUGGCCCGGGCUCGAGCCCAAUCUCUCCUCCACAAACCCCACGACCACCUCGUUUAUUUCACCUACAACGUGCUUGCCUUGACUAAACUACGCAGGUUCCCCGAAGCCGCUGCCGAGAUCGAUUCCUUAGAGGACCUCGACAGCUCUCGCUACCAGUACGAGUCGUAUCCAAAAGUGUACCCAAACCGGGUUGGGUCCAUGGUACCCUUCUCCCUCCGGUGGCUUUAUGCCUUAAUGCCCAUCAAGUUGGGCCAGCGACAAGAUGGUCUGGACCGGCUCUACUGCUUGUUAGAUUUUGUACGGAGCAAAAUAAAAGAAACACAAAAAAAUGGGAGUGUCUCUGUGUGGAAGAGAAGGGAGGUGUUUGUAAUGAAUGGUAUAAUUGGGGUCCAUUUGAGCAACAAGGAGGUAUCUGUGUGCUUGAGCUUGAUCAAUGACUUGCUUAACCGUGAUUACACAGAUCCAGUAUUGGUGUCGAAACUAGGUUACAUUCAGAUGCAAAUGGGAGACUUAGAAGGAGCUAAGAGCUCCUUCAACGUGGUCCAAGGAUUGGUGGAGAAUGAGGAUGAGGCGAGCAACGAGUUUAAGAACAUAGUAAGUAGGAACAAGGCCUUGGUGUACAUGGUGGGGAAGGACUAUGUGUCUGCAGUGAGGGAGUAUGAGGAGUGCAUUGAGAGGGAGCAUAACGACAUCGUGGCCAUCAACAAUAAGGCACUUUGCUUGAUGUACUUGCGGGACCUGUCAGAUUCGAUCAAAUUGAAUGAAACCGUUGUGGUGAAUUUGUGUAGUAUGUACGAGUUGGCUUACGUUAAUCAUUCUGAUAUUAAGAGGACACUGAAUAGCUGGAUUGCCAGGGUUGCUCCUGAUGAUUUUGAUUCAUCAUCUACGAGGAUUUGAUUAUAGGUAGUUUCACACCCUUCUCAUUUGGGCUUAUGGAUUCUAGUGUGUCACACAUUGUUGAAUGAGUUUGGAGUUUUUAGGAUAAGAUUCAGUUUUUGAUAGAUGUAACUUGAUUUGAAAAGAAUUAUCCACUUCUUUGGAUGUUUUAUGAGUUUGGAAAUAGUGAUGAUCAUUAUAUUUUAUUGACUACA
Prunus mume (Japanese apricot) is the source of this 1589-nucleotide messenger RNA. RefSeq names its product Tetratricopeptide repeat (TPR)-like superfamily protein. NCBI's taxonomy places the organism in Eukaryota, Viridiplantae, Streptophyta, Magnoliopsida, Rosales, Rosaceae. Gene Ontology annotation, molecular function: protein binding. The record is from RefSeq and is a predicted model, not a curated record.